AUGCCUGGGUUCGAUAGACUCAGCGAAUUACCAGAAUCUUUGAUCACUCAAAUACUCUUAUGCCUUCCGACCAAAGAUUCGGCGAAGACGAGUGUUUUAUCGACCAGAUGGAAGAAUCUAUGGCUUAAUGUUCCAGGACUUGACUUAAACCGCCAGGACUUCCGUAAUGUAGACAAACAAGUGUUCAUCAACAUCAUCGACAGGUUCCUCGAGUUUAACCCUGAGUCACGCCUGGAAAAAUUCAAGGUGAAUUACAGUAGCCGUGAGAUAAUCGGGUUCAAGGACCGGAUCAGUAGUGCGAUUAACCGGGGAAUCCGACUUCUUGAUGUCGUGAGCAGUACGCAACGUCGGAAUGAUGAUGGCUCUUUGAAUCCUUAUAUCGAGUUCAUGCCUCUGAAUCUAUUUACCAGCAAGACUUUGGUUUCUUUAAAGCUCUUGUAUUCGGUUCUUGAGGAUCCGGGUUUUGUUUCUAUGCCUUGUGUUAAGUUUAUGAUUCUUCAUAAAGUUAGAUGGUCUGGUACUAUGAAUCCUGAGAAGCUCGUGUCUGGAUGUCCUGGUCUUGAAGAACUGACCUUGAUAAGGGAUAUGGAUGAGGAUAAAUUGGUGGUUGCGGGUGUGAGAUCUGGGAGCCUGAAGAGGUUUAAUGUUCCCUCUGCGCAUGAACCUCCUCGUAGAUCAAGAUUCCCAAACACACUGCUUGAGAUUGAUGCUCCAGGACUAGAGUAUAUGGCUCUCAAACAAGACCAAUUCGGCAGAUUCCUAGUAAAGAACCUGACUUCUUUAGUCAUGGUUGACCUUGAUAUCAAGUUUAUUGUCACGUAUGAUAUGAGUUUCGAUACAAAGGACUUGUCCAAGAGAAAUGAAAUCGGUGAUUUUCUUACUGGGAUAUCUAGAGCAAGACAUAUGAUCAUCUCUGAGAAAACAGUGACGGCCCUUGAUCGUUACUCAAAAGUUGGAACGAUUCCCAAAUUCAAUAACAUAUCACGUUUACAGGCUGUGUUCCCAAGCUCCUUGUUAUCGGUUUUGCCAGCUUUUCUUGAGAAUUUCCCGAAUCUGAAAAACUUAAGCUUGAAAAUUUAUUUUGCAAAGGAGGAGAUGGAGAAGAGAAAACUCGUAGACGUGCCUCAGUGUUUGGUAUCGACUCUCGAGUGUGUUGAGAUAAAAAGAUUGUUCGAAUGGGAGGAAGAGGAGAUGAAAAUAGCGAGUUACUUUCUUGAAAACUCAGCAGUCCUCAAGAAACUCAUUGUGAGUUUCGUCAUGGACUAUCCUCGUCGAUAUGCUUCGAAUUCGGAAGUCUACGAGGAGCUUAAUAAACUCACAAAACUGUCUCGAAGAUGUCGAAUUAUCAUUGAAGAAGAAGAACCGGCGGAGUGACUCAUCUAUGGAGCUUUAGCAAUUUUUUUAAGAUCACUUUUUAUUUUUUUUU
Molecule: messenger RNA, 1426 nt
Organism: Camelina sativa (false flax)
Lineage: Eukaryota; Viridiplantae; Streptophyta; Magnoliopsida; Brassicales; Brassicaceae
Product: FBD-associated F-box protein At5g27750-like
Molecular function (GO): protein binding
Source: RefSeq, a predicted model, not a curated record